Messenger RNA from Apis cerana (Asiatic honeybee), 8014 nucleotides. Its product is annotated as neurotrimin. NCBI's taxonomy places the organism in Eukaryota, Metazoa, Arthropoda, Insecta, Hymenoptera, Apidae. The record is from RefSeq and is a predicted model, not a curated record. Gene Ontology annotation, cellular component: neuron projection.
UCUCUGAAAAAAGAAAAAAGAUGAAAUUUCUUUCGAUUCUUUUCGGCGGCUUUUAAACACGUGCGUAUCAAAUAUAUUUUUACACAACGAAACACCUUAUUGCGCUUUUAAAUGUUAUCGCGCUUUUGAAAGGAUAUAGAAGUAAGAUGUAUGAUAUUCGUAACGAAAAUUGAGAAAGGAACGCGACAUAAUUAUAAACGGGCCUUUUUAUAUUUACGCAACGCGAUAAAUCGAAUAAUUCGAAAAAUGUGUUUUCUCGAAUCAUCGCCUCGUUAUUCCUCCAUUUUACGUAUCGCCGAAUAUUACAUAAACGUGCGACAACUUGCAAUUUAUUCGCGAUACACGGUGAAAAAAAAAGAAAGAAGAAACUCGAAAGAAAUUUAACAAAAUGUAUAUAUCUGCAAAGCGAGUAGAGGGAUGGGAUGAUGCAAAUUAAGUAAGAUUAUCGUACGUAAUUUUGAUCGGUAAAACGAAUGGUUAAUUUAAGCUUGUCAAUUAUACCGAUUAUUAACGCUUAAACGCGCGAGUACGAGAGGAAACGAAGAUGCAUUUUCACCUUGCGUUUCGAGCGAUAAUAAAAUAUAAAAUCGUGCGGCCGAGCGUAUUGAGAGAUAGAGUAUCCGAUUAAAUUGGACGCGUCGUUAAAUUAAUUCGAAAUUCAUACGAAGAAACGGCGACGAAAUAUUUUUAUUACGUUUUCCUUCGCCCGCGAAACCCGGGAAACGGAAUUAAUUUCGAACCCGAUCGCGAUUAAAAGACACUUCGCGUUGCCAUCCCGUGAUACGGCGUGGAACGCAGUUUCGUGUGCGCGAGCCGCGUCUCCACCCUAUCUACCAGCAUGCUACGCUUGUAAUUACGUUAAAUUAUUGGAUCGAGCAUGAAGGAGCGAGUUAUCUCUCAAUCUAGUCGGCUACAAAGGAACCGCCCGAGUAAUUGUGAUUGGUGUAACGGAGCCGACCGACAACGGACGUUAUUCGCAUUUCGUUGUACGCAUACGCGUCACACUCGCAUCUCCUCGUCGAAUCAAUCCUAUCUGCUUGCUUAUUCGCGCGCGUAACGUGGAACGUUCUUUCCACCAAAUUUUCUUUUCCCCGCCUCUUUAUUAUUAUUAUUUAUCGACAACCCCGUUUAUCUUUCACUUCCGUACGGGAAAAGAAUCGAACGAAGAGAUUCGAAAAAAGAAAAGAAAAGGAGACGAAGGUAUGGAUCCUUUCGGAUCGGAAUUGGCCUUUGUUGUUUCGCUUUUAACCACGAUUUCCAAGUAAAAUAUUGGCGACGAAAGGCAACGUACGACGAGGGAGAAGGAGGCAGGAAGUCGGAGACGCCAGGUUGGAUGGGACAUUGAUGAGGAAACUUGGGUUGGUUAUAGCCGGGGUUGGUGAUAAGGAGGCAAGGAGUUGAAGCAGCUAAAUCGCAGUCAUGAAGCGGAUCAGUGCGCACCGCGGUGCGCAUGGCGUCAGUUCACGGUUGAAAAUCAUGGGGAAAGGAUGUAUCGCCGGUUUGUGACGUGUGACUUGAAAUACGCAAUAAGUUAUUCUUAUUAUAUAAAUUUAUCAAUUAUUAGUCAGUGUCCAAAGAAUAGUAUCACUCAUUACGGAAAGAUUUCUACCAACUUUCACAUCCUAUCUGGUAGCCUUCUUCUCCUGGACUACAAUAGGCGUUCGUCGCAUCAUUUGGUAGCAUGGUUGCGCGUGGAUACACAAACUAUUCUAACGAUAGCGAAUCACGUGAUAACAAAAAAUCAUAGAAUCGGAGUAACGCAUACCGAACGCAAGACAUGGCAUUUACAUAUACGCGAUGUGACCGAAUCCGAUCGAGGUGCUUAUAUGUGCCAAAUAAAUACCGAUCCGAUGAAGAGUCAAACCGGUUAUUUGGAUGUCGUAGUUCCGCCAGAUAUUUUAGAUUAUAUGACAAGUACGGACAUGAUAGUCAGAGAAGGCAGCAAUGUGACAUUACAUUGUGCUGCUAAAGGAUCUCCAACACCAAAUAUUACAUGGAGGCGAGAAGGUGGAGAAAGUAUAUUUUUCGAGAAUGGAGAAGAAGUGAGAAUUGUCGAGGGUUCGAUCUUCAAUAUCAUUAAGAUAAAUCGAUUGCAGAUGGGUGCGUAUUUGUGCAUAGCUUCGAACGGUAUACCACCUACCGUCAGUAAAAGAAUAAUGCUUACGGUACAAUUUAGUCCAAUGAUUUCAAUUCAAAAUCAAUUGGUCGGGGCUCAAAAGGGACAAAGAAUAACCUUGGAAUGUAACUCGGAAGCGUUUCCACAAUCGAUCAAUUAUUGGACGAAGGGAAACAACGAAAUAAUAAAAAAUGGAGAUAAAUAUAACCAAUCAUUCACGAAUAACGUGUACAAAGUACAUAUGAAACUCACGAUAUUAGCGACGGAAAUGUCCGAUUAUGGAACGUAUAAAUGCAUAUCAAAAAAUUCUUUGGGGGAAACAGACGGCAGUAUUAAACUUUAUCAUAUUCCGACACCAACGACACAGCCGAGAACCACGACUACUACUACUCCAGUUCCUACUACUAGCGAAGAAGUUGAAAAUAUUCAAAAUUCACGACAAAGACCAGAAGCUAGUGCAGAUCCUAGUACGUAUCAAAUAACUGAUUCGUCAUUGCCUAACGUCGAACAUAGAACCGAUGAUAUACAUCUUCAUGGAAGAGCGAGCAGCGAUAGUUACAACGAUGCUGAAACCGUUAUAACAACAAAUGAACGAAAAAGCAUCGACAGCGAAAUACGAAGAAUCGACAACACGGCGCAAUCGAUGUCAUCCAGGGAUUCUAAUUCGAAUUUUCAAGUACGAACUACAACGGCCAUCUGCAUAAUCCUACUAUCCGCCCUGUCGUAGUCACGUUAGUAUUUGUCAGCGAAAAGAACGAUUAUUCGAGAAAAAUCCUUCGGGGAUCAAGAUUCGUCCUGUUCAUCGUCAUUUAUCUCAUCCGCGAAAGGGAUCAAUUAAUGGAUGUAUUUCGAUGUUACAAAUUUAUCGACAACCAUUGCCUUCGCUGUCGUUGUGACCGAGAUCAACGAAAUAAUUUUUCUUCCUUGUUCAAACUUUGCGAUAAAGUUCGUCAAAUUAGACGAUUAAUACAAUUUCUAAUAAUAAAUUCGAAUACUCGGAUCAGGUAUUUAUCAAUGCGAUUACAUUUUUGCAAAUUCGCACAAAUUCACGGAUUAUAAUUAUAAAUCAAUUAUUUUCCCGAUUCACGUUACGAUUAAUUACUUUUUCGUUAAUCGAAAUUUGAAAACGUUAAGUAAAUAUUAUUCCUUUCUUUUAAUUAUCUUCCUUAAUUAUUCUUUUUAAAACUUAAUUAAUCUCAUUCUUUUUAUAUCUUCAAAAAUUAAUUAACGUUCAAUUUACUUAUAAAUUUUUUUUUGUCACUUGUAUAACGUUAUUGGAUUUGAAAAUAAAUAAAUAUUCCUGGAACUAAAUUUAAAUUUAAAUGUAAAUAAAUUAAAAAUAUGUAUAAAAUAUUUUAUUAUAGAUGACUAUUUCCUGUAUAAUAGUAUAAAUAAUAAGAAGUAUAAUAAAUAAUCAUUGUUUUUCUAUAAAGAAUAAACGGUCAAAAUCAGAAGAAUAAGAUCGAUAAUACUAUCAAUUUUCAACAACAUGAUCAAUUUAAAACAAUUUGAAAAAUUGAUAUUCGAAUAUCAAUAUUAUAUAUAGUAUUAUAUCGAUUUUAACAGUUAAUCUUAACUUGAUACAUCUUUAAGAAAUAGCAAGAUGUUAAGAUUAAUAUUUUUUUCGAUCACUUUUACAUUUUUUUUAAUCUAUCGAUGGAUUCUUUUAAUAAGAAAAGAUAUCGAGAUAAACGGAAAAUCUAAAUUUAAAUUUAAUGUAAAUGAAGGAGAUUUUUGAAUAAUCAUAUAUAUUUAUUAAUUUAAUUUUUUCCAUUUUUCAAAUUAAUCUAAAACAUUAACAUCAUAGAAAAAUAUAAGAAUAUUUUCAUACGGUAGAGCCGUAUUAAUUGAACAUAAUACGGAUUCGCCAAUUUUGAGAAUCGACGAAUUCAUGAAAAAAUUUCGAAAAAAAAAUUAUAGUCGAAAGAAACGAAAUAGAACUAAAUUUAUUCAACAAUCUAUUCAAAACAUAUAAUUAUCACCUUAUGAAAUUAUUUGACGCAAUUUAAUUUCAAAUUUUAUUUUUAUACUUUCCUAUGAGAAAAUAGAAUAAAGAGAAUACAGAAUUAACAGAAAUAGAAAUAUUUUAUGAAAAAAAAAUUUAUUAAAUUAACGCAUUUUAAUAUAAUUUUUCAUUAUUAAUUUGAAAUUAAUCACGAAAACAAUUAUUAAAAAACUAAUAUCGUUUCCUCGAUCGCAGAAUCUAUUUUCCGUUUAUCAAUAUUUUAGAUAAAUUAGAGCAAGAAUUCAUAAAUUCAUAUUACGAGAACGCCAAAGAAUAAUUAUUGUAUAGAGAUGAAUAUUUUUGUAUUUUCUCGUAUCAAACAUUUUAUUUUAAAAUCUAUAAGAUUAAUUAUCGUAACGGGGUAUACAUUGUCCACGAUAAUGAUGUUAUAUAUGUAUACGUUGCAUUAUACCAUACAAAAAAGUAUAAAUACCUCCAAUUUUAUAAUAAUACAUUUUUAUUUUUAUUUUAUCUCGAACAUAUAAAUAAUUUUUAUUGAUUUAUAUGCAAAGUCUCAUUGAUUCUAUUCUAUUCUCUCAAAACUAUCCUCUUUGUACGUAUUAUUUUCUCCCAUUAUUAUCGAUUUCUUUUCUUUUCUCACAUUCUUCGUUCGUCAGGUGAAAUCCUGAAAUCAUACGCAUCGUUAGCUAAACGAGAUCUUUUAUUUAUUUCCAUCAGUUUUAUACAAACACGAUAUACUUUUUUCUUCAUCACGUUUUUCUCGUAGUUAUCAAAGUGAAAAUUUAAAAUUAUUAAUCGUACGUAUUUUAUCCAUGCUGAUGCUUUAUGUAUUUUUCUAUGUUUUAAAGAUAUCUAUUCCUUAUUUAUAAAUGAUUCUGUUUUUUUUUAUUACGUGAUAUAUUUGUUCAUACAAAUAAAAUCUUAAUCAUACGAGUUCUUUUCGAAAUUCUAAUUCUAAUUCUCAUCAUCAAUCGAAUAAUUCUAUAUAAAGCGAAAUUAAGGUAGAAAAGAUCGAAAAGAUCAUAAUGAAAAUAGCGAGGUUGAUCGAACGAAAUAAAUUAUAAGCUUAUUACAUAACAAACGAAAUAGAUUGUACUCGUUCAACGAUAAUUAUUCAUACUUAACGAAUUUUCAAACAAAUUUCAAAAAUUUCUCAUUUCUCGUUAUGUUUUUUUUUUCUCUCAUUCCAUCAACAAUAUUUCGAAAUCAUUCUACAUUACAUUAAUAAUAUUUUAUGUAUUUCGUUAUUUGAUGCGUUAUAAUCGAUUACUUAAUUACUUAUUACAUAUUCGGCCUAAUCAACGUGUAAUUAACGUUAAUAUAGUUAUAUCACGCCCAAUGUACAUUAAAUGAUACAAACAUAUAGAUAUUUGCCGCGCAAUGUUAAAUUACAAUAAAUCAAAUAAAUAAAUCAUAAAUCGUAAAUCAAAGAUUAUGGAUAGAAUGUACAUUCGUUGAAACAAUUUUAUAUAAUUCACGUGUAUAUACGUGUAUAUACAAGAAUGUAAUUAUAUAAUAUGUAAAUGUUACAUUAGAAUAAGUUUUUGCAUCGAAUGUCCUAUGAGACUCGUGAUCGAAGAAAGUAAAAUUGAAACAAGAACAGUAUAAAAAAGGAUAUAACGAUGCGUGUAUAUUUUAUCUCGGAAGUAAUUAUAAUUCACCGUUGAAAAGAACAUCCAUUUUCACACAUAUUUUUGUUUCUAACAUUAUUACUUAAUGUUAUAUAAUAAUAUAAAUAUCUUUUAAUCCAAUUACUCGAUAGAGAAAGACAACGUAGUCUAUCGAAACGAUAAAAUACAAUCUCUCACACGAUUUCAUAACUAAAAUCAUAUCUUACAAUAUAGAAUUCUGUUAUUUGUUACAAUAUAGAAUUCUUUUAUUCACAAUUUUGAAUAUUCAAGAGAAAUUUUUUUUUCUUCGUAGCACGAGAUAUUAGGAAAUGCGCUCUUCAAAAGCAUCAAAAGUGAUAGAUGCUUCUUUUCUCGUGAAGCAAAUUUCUUUUCAACGGUGAACGAUAUAUACUCGCAAAUAUACUUGUAUAUAUAUGACAAUUAUCAAAAAAUACGAAGAAAUCUAUCAUCGAAUCUAUAUUAAUAAAAUAUAAUUAAAUUUGUACAUAUUAAAUAUAAUUUACUAUUUACAUAAAACUAUUUACGUAAAACGAAUAAAAAUUAUUCUUUACAAUCUAAUUUUUAUUUUAUUAAAUUUUGAUAAAAUUUAAUUCAUUUAGCGUGUAAAUAUCAUUAAUCGCAAAUAUAUUCAUUUAUAUUUGGCUUCUCAUUUUUUAUAUCAAACAUUUGUUACAUUAUUAAUCAUAAUUAUUAUUACACACACUUAGAUUUUAAAUUAUAAAUAUUAUUUAUACAAAAAUAUCGCGAACACGCGUAGUUCGUAUUAUAAAAUUAAUUAAUAAUUAUUAUAGUCGUUUCAACGAGACGAGUUAAUAAAUGUUCAAACAUAUGCAUAUGAUCGACUAAAAAAAAAAAAAAAAUAUACAUAGACAAAAAUCACCUCAAAGUUUACAGAUCUCUAUUUAAUAGGAAGAAAAAUAUUUAUCAAUUUUCCGCUUUGCGUAUAAAAUCCUUGAACAAGGAACCACCACAUAUUGGUGCUGAACUCGAUAUUUAAUAAUAAUUGCUAGUGAUUAAGUGAAUAUCACACAACUGUUUCGUUUUUUCCAACUCGUCACGUUGAAACAUUAAAUAUAAGUUCGUUAAUCAUGAAUAAAAACAUACAAGUAUUUACUUAAUCGCGUUCUCGGAAGAAACAAAAGCACUAAGCUUUUGAAGUUUUAUAAUCAAGUAUUAUAAUAAUAUAAUAAUAUAUUAUAUUACAUUAUAUUAUAAUAUAAUGUAAUAUAAUAUAAUAUUCAAAUAUUAUAAUAAAUAAUAUUUGUACGAUAUUAUACGCAUAUAUGAAUUACAAAUUGAAUAUAAUUAUACGAAAGAAAUAUAUACAUAUAUGUAGAGUAUGCAUAAUACAAUAAUAUAAUGAUUAAUAAUAUCGUAAUACGUUCGUAUGUAAGAAAAAAUUUUUUCAGUCAAAGCGUUUAUUCGUGCUACGAAUAAUUAAAUAUAACGUUUGCUUAUCGUUGACAAGAAUUAUUGUAAAUCUGUAUAUACAAGUAUUAAAGUAAUUAAAAUUAUAUACUUAAAUUUAAUCAUGACAAUUGUAGUAAUAGUUGACACAAUACCUCAGUAGUUUCAACAAAUUUACUUAAUUAAACUUACCUCAGCGAACUAUCUCCUAUGUACGCAGAAUUUGAAAUUAAUGUCUUUUUAUUUUAUUUUUCUAAUACAACCAUCAGUUCCAUAUGUUUAUUCGUUACAUUUGUAAAUCUUAGUUUUCAAGUAAGAUUCCUUUAUGUAUAUUAUGUAUAUUAUACAAAAAUUUUACGUAAAAUAUUACCGAACGAUGUAUAUAUAUAUUUUUUAAUAAUUUAAAAUAAUUACAAAAAAUAUAAUGAAAUAUAGAACAAAAUUUUACAAAAUCAUUUAUAAGAAUCAUCUCGUUUUCCGUUUUGUAAAUUUUCUUAUCGUUUUUUCUUCUUUUUAAUUAUUCAACGAAAUAAAUAAUUACGAAUAGUAUAAAAAAAGAAAAUAAGAAGACAUUAAAAUCACUUGUAAAAAUCACUGGUAAAAAAUCGCAUGACGAGUCUCUAGUAGACUAAAAUUAAUGUAAAAAUCAUUAAGAUAAAUUUAGUUGGACCGAAAUCGUAAUCAAAAGUGACCGAACGAUUAUCAUCGCAUAAAAAAACAAAAGAUGCAAACAUGUAAUUUAUUACGCGUACGAAAAUCAUUUCGAAACCUACAAUUAUAAAAUAAUUCGUGGCGUAGAAAAAUUCUAUAGAAUCUAUAGAAUAUUAAUGCGAAUAUUAAUAAUUUAAGCGAGAUGUAUCUUAAAUGAUUAAAGAAAGUACUUUGUAUUUAAAA